AUGAGUUAUGUCGAGCUCAACAAGUACGUCGACGAGCUCGCGAGCGGCUUCAUCGACCUGCAGCUCAAGCACGGCGACACGAUCGCGCUCUGGCUGCCCAACAACCUCGAGCACGUGCUCGCGCAGUUUGCGGCGGCCAAGGUCGGCUUGACGGUCGCGUCGAUCGACCGUUCGAUUGCGACCGCCGACGAGCUCGCGUAUGUGCUCAAGGACUCGAAGGCGGCCGCGCUCAUGUAUGAGAACAAGAUUGAGCGCCGCGACCACGCGUCGGUCGCGCUCAAGGUCUACGAGCAGCAGGACCGCAAGAGCCCGCUGCACACGCUCAUCACGACCUCGAUCGACCCGACCGACGGUGUCUUGCAGUUCCAGCACAUCCUUGUCAACGCGCUUGAGCGCCACGUCGUUGCGGGCCGCCGCAGCCAGGUCGACGCAUCGACGGCCGCCGUCAUCCCGUACUCGAGCAACAACGGCCAGCAGCCGACGCGUGGCACGCUCCUCACGCACGGCGAUAUCCUCAAGAAGGCCCAAGAGUUGGCGUCUUCGCUCAAGUUGACGUCGAACGACAAGGUCGCCAUGUCCGAGGUUCCGGCCGGCUUCCUCGUGGCGUCGGUCGCGGCUGCCUUGAAGAACGCGCAGGUCAUUGUCGCGUCGGUCGACCGCAUGGAACAUGCGCUCAAGGUCGAGAAGGCCAACGUCAUUGGCAACACGGACGGCCACUUUACCCGUGCGUAAACUGCAUGUAGAUACUAUGCUUGCGAUCAAUGAAAGCCGUCGUCUCACCAUCGCGUGCGUCGACCUCGUGCAGACGACGAGCAGAGGCAGAGACGGACGUAUCUCC
Messenger RNA from Saprolegnia parasitica CBS 223.65, 838 nucleotides. RefSeq lists its product as hypothetical. NCBI's taxonomy places the organism in Eukaryota, Oomycota, Saprolegniomycetes, Saprolegniales, Saprolegniaceae. The transcript is spliced from 3 exons. Gene Ontology annotation, biological process: fatty acid metabolic process. Gene Ontology annotation, molecular function: medium-chain fatty acid-CoA ligase activity. The record is from RefSeq and is a predicted model, not a curated record. Bases 1 to 732 code for a protein of 243 amino acids.